AAUAAAUAAAAAUUUUGAUUUAAAAAAUUUGGUUCAUGAAAAUAAUAUUUUAAGGUAUUUUUUGGGCCAAAAUUUGCUAAAAGCAAAUUGUUGCUUAAAGGAAAUCUAUAAGCCAUACGUUUUGUAGGAGUGCCGUUUGACUUUGGAUUUAAAGGAGUAUAUCUAUAUAUAAAUAUAUUGGAGACACAAAAAAAAAUAGCCUGCAAGUGAACAAAGCCUAAAAAUGAAUAAAACUUGCGCCCGUUGUCAAAAAGUGGUCUAUCCCAUUGAGGAGCUUAAGUGUCUAGACAAAACAUGGCAUAAAACAUGUUUUAAGUGCACAGAGUGCGGGAUGGCGUUGAAUAUGAAAACUUACAAGGGUUUCAACAAAUUACCAUACUGCGAGGCACACAUUCCAAAGGCCAAAGCCACAGCAAUUGCAGAUACGCCCGAACUGAAGAGGAUAGCGGAAAAUACAAAAAUACAGUCAAAUGUGAAAUACCACGCAGAUUUUGAGAAGGCUAAAGGCAAAUUUACACAGGUCGCCGAUGAUCCCGAAACAUUGCGAAUUAAACAAAAUACGAAAAUCAUCUCGAAUGUGGCCUAUCAUGGUGACUUGGAGAAAAAGGCCGCUAUGGAGAAACAGCGUGAGACCGCCGAAAUUGCAGAUAACCGUG
Molecule: messenger RNA, 656 nt
Organism: Teleopsis dalmanni
Lineage: Eukaryota; Metazoa; Arthropoda; Insecta; Diptera; Diopsidae
Product: LIM and SH3 domain protein Lasp-like
Cellular component (GO): focal adhesion
Molecular function (GO): actin filament binding
Source: RefSeq, a predicted model, not a curated record